This is a messenger RNA of Umbelopsis ramanniana AG, 1016 nucleotides long. RefSeq lists its product as uncharacterized. The transcript has 4 exons. The record is from RefSeq and is a predicted model, not a curated record. Gene Ontology annotation, cellular component: cytoplasm. Gene Ontology annotation, molecular function: superoxide dismutase copper chaperone activity; copper ion binding. Bases 116 to 964 code for a protein of 282 amino acids. Lineage: Eukaryota; Fungi; Mucoromycota; Umbelopsidomycetes; Umbelopsidales; Umbelopsidaceae. Gene Ontology annotation, biological process: removal of superoxide radicals.
UAAUAGCAAAGACGAAAGAUCGACAACAAGCUGUCGAGAAAAAGUCAGUCACGCCCAUGUCGGCAUCCCCGCUUCAGUCGGACCAGUUUUCAACCGAAUACACUGAUUUGUAAUAAUGGGACAAUCUUCUUCUACCAUGGACACAAACUCCACUCAGGCAUCUACUCCAGCAUUCAAGACGGAAUUCGCGGUUGACAUGACCUGUCAAUCCUGCGUGGACGAUAUCACCAACGUUUUGAAGGAAAUUCCCGGUAUCAAGUCGUAUGACAUUGACUUGAAAGAACAGCGAGUCCUGGUCGAAGGCACAGCGGCCCCAUCGAAAAUUUCUCGAGCGUUGAAGCAGUCUGGCCGAUCAGUCAUUGUCCGUGGUCAAGGUGUUGCCAAUGGUGCUCAUUCCGGCGCCGCUGUCUGUAUCUUUGACUGUUUUAACGAAAACCCCAUGCAACUACCUGAAAUUAGCAAACAAGGACUGGCAAGAUUUGUCCAAAUUGAUAACGACACCUGUUUAAUCGACGUAACCGUUCAAGGAUUGGCACCAGGAAAACAUGGCAUCCAUAUUCACGAACUAGGCGAUAUAUCCCGAGGAUGCGACUCAUGUGGAGAUCAUUAUAAUCCUACCGACGUUGACCAUGGUGAUCAAGACAGUGGACAUGUUGGUGAUCUGGGCAAUAUUGAGGUUGAAGAAAACGGAUGGGGCGACUUGGUCCUGGAAUCCAAACGUGUCAAGGUUUGGGACAUCAUUGGCCGAAGUAUGGUCAUCACUGCUGGCGAAGAUGACUUGGGCAAAGGAAGCUCAAGUAAGAGUAAAUGGGACGGUGCAAGUGGAGCUGGUGUCCUCUGCGGUAUCGUGGCCAGAAGUGCUGGUGCUUUUGAAAAUGUCAAGAAGGUCUGUGCAUGCUCUGGUGCCACCUUAUGGGAAGAAGCUCGCGUCAAUGAACGUGACAUGAGAACAGAAGUAAACUAAUAACCCGUGUAUUGCUUCAAUAUAUUGAUAUGUAUAAAACCCCCCCAAUAUC